GCUGAAGAGUGUGUCGAUGCUCACGCGCGCAUGCAAGACAGCGACGAAAAACAACCAAAAAGAAUUGUUUGAAUCGCAGCUCCUUCUACACACACACACACAGAUACACAGAUGCCUUGCACCUUGCCCAACGCAUUAAACAAAUAGACACCUGUCAAGGUGCUGCAGUACUUCUCGUACCUCGCUUCUUCUUCUUUGAUUUUUUUCUUGUUUGUUUGUUUCCCUUCUCCUUCCGUGGCUGCCAUAGGCUUUCUUCUCCCUAUCCUUUCGCCUCACUGACGCACUCACACCCCCGCCUCUUUCUUUUCUUUUUGUUUUCGAUGAUGAUGAUCACUAUUAUUCAGCCACAGCCGUCUUACUGAAGUAAUUCCUAUCUUGUUGCUCCCCCUCCCUCUUUUUCUUUCGUGUAUGUGCUGCGACGAUAACGCGGAGGUGAUGAAUUGUCGUUGAGUGGGAGACGCAAAGCAGCCGAACCGAUCCAAACUGACCCGACAGGAAGCGCCGAAGACUCCUUUUCGGUUUUUGCCCGCUUUUUGCACGGUGCCUUCUCGCUUUGCUUUCAUUGUUUUCUUAUAUAUAUAUGUAUAUAUAUAUAUCUAUGUGUGUGUAUUGACAAGCGUCGUUAUCAGCAGACAAACUUUCACCGACACACACACACACACACACACACACACACACACACAGACAGACAGACAGUGGCUUUCCUGCCGCGGUUGGCUGCAAUCAGCGCUGCGACGGAUAAAUUUCCCUUUCUCUCGUUUUUUUUUCCUUUUUUGCGGUUUCCACGGACGUUCGUACGUGCCGAAGCCACAAGGUGGAUUCACUCGAAAGGGAAACGCGGCUGACGAUGAAGUGGGCAUCAACGAAUACGAUUGCUUUUACUUAGUCAUAAUACAUUAAAAAACCUGAUUUCUUUGCCACUCGCUGUUAUUAUUAUUAUUAUCUUCAUUUCUUUCGGCCUCUUGUGCUUCGCGCAGCACCGCCCAAGGAGAACCUUCUCGGAUAGAAAAGGAAUGCAAACAGGAAACAUGUACCACAAGACGCACUUGGCUGCAUCAGGGUCGGCAGCCGCGCUCGACGGCGGUGCGGAGAACCCCGAGCGAAGCAGCGGCCGUCAGCGUGAGGUCCCUCACUACCAGUCCUGCACGAACAGCAGUCGCAACGUACUACGCACGUGCUUCUACUUCACCGUCUUCUUCAGCAAUAAUCCACCCAUCUUUCACUCCAAUCGAAUACCGGCCGACUUGCUCGGUAUUACACCGUCGCCCGUGCCCUCUGUUGGCGCUUCUACCAACACGAACGCGGCAUGCGUGGAGGAGAGGGAGAGCGGAACGGCGUGCGCUGCGCUUCCGCAGCAUCGCUGGCAGAGCAUCUUUGCCGAUCCGGCACUGAAUCGACAAGGGUCCGCAGCCGCGGCGAGUAGGACGGAAAUCGGAAGCGGGAAAGGAGGCGGGGGCGGUACGUCGUCGUCGUCGGCGGCGGCAUUUCUGCACGUCGGCGACUUCCGCGCAGAGGCCGCUGCGACGGAUGAGGUGCCGCAGCAAACGCUUCAGACGGUGGCCUUUCCCACCGCAUUUGGCGGCAUGGGCGGUGGGGUCUGUCCGCUGCCGGUGCGAAAGCUGAGUUCGCGCGCACGUCCGCCGCGGCCCGCUUCCCCGCCUCUGCGCAGCACCGCCGCAAACAGCGCCGCGACGGACGCAGCUGUCCCAUCGUCUUUUACGCAAGGACGGCAACAGCAGGAAGAACAGCGUCAAGACCCACGAGGACCGCAAAGCGCAUACGCAGACACAGACGCGAUGAAGGACUCAGGCAGCAAACGCAACUCCGCAAGGGAGGCAGGCACCACACCAAACCUCUGCGACGACUGCGACCUCGCCAACCCGACCACGUACAGUUCUGACUGCCGCUCCAGCAUUGGCCCCUCGGCAUCCACGGCUAAUAACAACCAUAAAAGCACUCUCCACAGCCUCAGCAACAACGGCGGCAAGAAUGGAAGCAGCAGUACGAAUCCUCCUCCCACCACGGGAUAUCUCUCGUCCUACACGUUACCUCUCACUACCACCUCCAGCCCAGACACAACAACAACGACGGCCACCACUACCACAACCACCACCGCCGCAAACGCGCUGGUUACGAAUACAGCUACAUCGGACGUGCCGGUCCGCUUUCAACCGACGUUCCCGGUGGUGAGGUGGGAAGAUGAGGACGAAGCGGGAGACGACGACAAAGGCAACGGUGCUGCCGACGGCAACGCUGGCGAACAACUGGGCAGCAAAGAGACGCUACGGCGACGAGAAGAGGUAGAAGAGCAAGAUAAAUGUGGAAAGACACGUGCGUCUGAGAGUGCGGUGGAGGCGACGGCAGCACCCGGACGAGCACCCGUGCGCGCACGGCGGCCUCGGCCAAAGAUAAGCGCAUUAACGCCCUCCCCCACAGCCGCAGCCUCGCCACAGCCAAAUGCGUCCAGUGUGCGGCGUCAGGUCCCUCCGUCCCUCACGUGUCUUGCUCACGCGGAAGGACCGCUGUCUCCACCUCCGCCUGCGCGCACAUCGACAGCAGCAGCAUCCACCGCACCGACGGCCCUCACGCAACAGACGCCGCCGAGUACUACCACCCAACGCGCGCCUCCGCCCACCGCAGCCGUCCCGGCAGGGCCACCUCCAGCAGCAACAGCAGCGGACACCACCGCUACCACCACCACAACAACAACCAUGGAUGCGCCUCCGACCGCGGUUACCCAGGAGGGCCCGCCGUGGAACAUGCGCGUGGAGGAGGUGCGCUCCGCCAAGGGCGACCUUCGUUAUUAUCGCCUCAUCUUAGCCGUGCCCUUCGCCGCGCUCAUCACUUCCCACACCGGCAUGCUGCAUUCCAUGCAGACCCGCAACGCCGCCGCCGCCCUCGUGGUGGACUGCCCUCCCUCUGGUGUGCACUUCCGGUUUUUUCUCAACCACGUCGACGUACUGCGCAGCGUGUUGCAUCGCACAACGGAGUUUGCGAUACGCACCGUGCAGCGCUUCUUUGCGCUGCUCUUCUCACCCACACAGAAGUCAAAAGGCCCGCAGCAGCAGCAGCAGGUGUUAAAGGACAUUACAAAGCGGCUGGAGAUGCACGCUGAGGCGUCCGACACGUACCGAAGCGUGAAGGCGGAGCUCGCCACGGCGCUGCACCUUCUCCUUCCGUUGCCGCUGCUGGCGCCGUCGACGGCGGGCUGGGUUGUGCCCGUGCUGAUGCAAUCUUCCUUUGCGUCCGCCCGCAAACGAGCCGGCUUGAAGGGACCGCGCUCAGCAGCCACCGCAGCAGAGAGGCGCAGCAACAACGGCGAUGGUGGUGCGAGCGCGGCGAUACGGUGGCUCAAGUUGAACGGCAGCAGCGCAACGUCCGUCGUCUCCGCACAAGAAGCAUCGGCAUGGCGAACGCCAUCAUCAUCGUCAUCGUCGUCAGUUACGUCGGCGCCGCGGCCGCCGCUGUCGGACAUCCUGUACGAAGCCACCGCGUUCCUGUGCGAGUACAGCGAAAGCUUUACGAGUGCAUUUGUAUGUGGCCUCUUGUCGCUGGCCGAGGAAGGUGGCGGCGGCGGCGGCGGCAGGCGGGGGCUGCAUCCACGUGCGGACGUGGUUUCGACGGACCCACCGCUUCUCCAUGCGCCCUCUUCCGCGGCCGCCGUGGUAGACGGAAAUGAAGACUCGCGUGACACCUCUGUUGCUGCUGCAGCUGCUGCUGCUUACGCACCUCUUCCCGGGAUCGAUGGCGCUACGGCUACCACCGCCACACCAGACUGGUUGUCCGCCUACGCUUCGUACUUUCAUUCGGUGGCCGCUGCACCGGAGCAGAGCACUCUCCAUGACAAGGCAGACGCAGCGGAGGCAGGAGGACGAACAGGCGAUGGCUGGAUACAGCUUAGUAGACCGGCCAACGCUCCGCAGCUUAUUGCACUUCAUCCGCACUCGCCGGCGGCGGAUGACGGCGAUGGCAACGACGAGGACGCGUAUCUGCGCACGCACGUCUCGGCCAGCACCGUCUCCUCCGUCACGCCGGUGCUGAGCCCGCUGACGGUGGACGUGGAGGUUCGACACCAACCGGGGCGGCUGCCACGUGGGCGCAACCUGUCGACGCCCUCUCUCUCCGCCCUCAUCCCCACCGCUGUCCUCUACCCAAACAGUAACAGGGAUAGCAAUACGAGUAUUGGCGGGACAACGGCGAACCCCACCGCCGCGGCGUUUGCUGCAACGCCGAGUGCGGCGCAGCUGUACAUGGUGUCGGCGGAGACGUCCCACGCGGCCACCGUGGCCCUCAGCAACACCACCGCUGGAGGGGGAGGUGGGGGAGACCACCACCGCAGCGGCAGCAGCACAGGGGACCUCGCGAACGCAUCGGGGCUGUCGCGUCAACAGACCUCCACAGCUGCGUCCGCCAUCACUUCCGUGCACUCCGCCACCGCCACCGCCGCCGCAGCUGUGACGGCACCAUCUGCGUCAUCGCCCGCUGCACCCCCGUCGCAUCCACCAACGUCUACACGUCCUUCAGUCGCUCCUGCUACUCCAGUUAGAGCUCCCUCAGCCACGAUCACCUCAACCGCAACAACGGCAACGGCUCCCGCAGGUGACAAGGAGGACGAGUACUGGCUGCACCGCGGCCGCCUUAGCCGCGUGGUGAUCUUCACGCAGGAUGCGCUGCUGGCUCGCCGACUCCUGCUUGUCGCCGCAUUUUUGUGGAACGACGGCUGCAGCAGCGACGAAGGAAAGGGAGGUCCAAGUGCUUUAAAGCGCGCUGCAACGAAUGGGACGGUGGACGCGGCAGACGCCGCGAGCGGCUUUCACGACGACGAUGCCCGUCGCAUGUACGAGACUGCCGUCGCGGCCGCCGUCCCAUCGGCCGACUUCGCCAACGUGCCCAUCCAAUGGGUGCCGGGGGAGUUCUCCGAGGCGCGACUGACCGCGCUGUGCUCGCGUUUCAGCCCGGAGAACACGCUGCUGGUCGUCGCGCCACGGCAGCUGCAGUGCCGUCGGGUGCGUCUGCGCAAACACGUCGCCGGUACGACGGUGCUCGUGGAGCAGCAGGCCGGCAAAGAAGCCCGCAUCCGCAGUCCAGCGUUUCCGUUCCAGUGCUCCAUCUCAAAGCAGACGGUGCUGCUGCCGGACCCGACGGUCACGACGCUCCUACGUGAAGCGCGCAGUCUGCAUCAGGGCAGCCACGGCGCCGUCGACUUCGCAGAGGUCUUUCAGCGGAUGGUAAAGUGGCUCUACUGGCAAUCCGCCGCGGCGGUUCUGAGGAAGCGCGAGGUGCACGUGCAGGUGCGGGUGGCAGCGGCCCUUCAGGCGGCCGCAGCAGACACUGCCGGCGCCUCCGCCAUGUCACUGGAUCGCGGCGGUGGCAGCGGUAGCGGCGUCGUCCUCGCAGACGGCGGUGGCCUCUCCCGCUACGCCAGCGUCGAUCUGCGGUGGCCCUCCCGCUCCGUCUCUGCCAUGGGCAGCCGGGUCACCUCACCCGCGUCCAUCACUCCCAUCGCCUUCCUCAGCGGCUUUCCCUACCUCCACGCCGCGUCCUCGACGGCAUCGGCCGCCCCGUGCUUCCCGGCGGUGAAGUCGUCCGCGGAGGAGUCGCUGCUGCCAGGCAGUCGCGGUGGGGCAAGCGCAGAGUGGGCCUACGGAGCGACGAAUGCAGCAGCAACGACGUCUCCCUUCACGGCCGGCGAAGGUUUCACGGCUCCCUGCGCGGCGGUGGCGGUGGACAACAAAGGAGAGCGCGGGCUUUCUGUCUCGGCGCCGACCGCGUCCACCCUGCUCGUCUCCCACGGGCUGCUGCAGCCGCCGUCCGCAUUCGUGACGGCGUCACCCACGUCCGCCACGACGCCGCUGAAGAGUCCGUCGCUGCGCUUUUUAAGCUGGCUGCGGCCGAGCCCGACGGCGUCGGCGGCGCCGCACUUCCACCCGGUCUUGUCGCCCACGACGCUAGGUCAGCUGAGCGCGGGCGACGGUGGUCAGUUGCAGCGGCUGCUCUGCGAGGAUGACGACUUCCCGCAUGCGUGA
Messenger RNA from Leptomonas pyrrhocoris, 6026 nucleotides. RefSeq lists its product as hypothetical. The transcript has a single exon. The coding region runs from base 1029 to 6026 and encodes 1665 amino acids. Lineage: Eukaryota; Euglenozoa; Kinetoplastea; Trypanosomatida; Trypanosomatidae. The record is from RefSeq and is a predicted model, not a curated record.